Molecule: messenger RNA, 1507 nt
Organism: Paralichthys olivaceus (Japanese flounder)
Lineage: Eukaryota; Metazoa; Chordata; Actinopteri; Pleuronectiformes; Paralichthyidae
Source: RefSeq, a predicted model, not a curated record
AUGGGCCUGGUCAACUGUGUGGCCUGUAACUCUGGCAUAACAAAUGAGUGGUUACCUCCUUCCCUGCAGGUGGAGUCACCGUGGACAAUCAGAAAACUCAGCGGAACUCUCUGCUGGCUGGAGACGUACGGCUCCUUCCAGGAGGUCCUGGUGUCUUUUGGACGAAGGGUUUUGUGCUACCCACUCCACAGACACUUUGCAUUGGUCUCUGCAGCACUACGUGACACAACUAAGAUUUUUCAGUCAGGGAGAGCUUGUGUCCUCAAAUGCCUGCUGGAUAUUCACCGAGUCUUCAGGGAGAACGAGCCGGCCUACAUACUGAACGAUCUGUACAUCAUAGACUACUGCAUCUGGAUCCAGAGGGUCAAGUCUAAGAAGGUGGCAGCCUUUUCUGCAAUGUUACAAAAAGCCUCUCUGCGGAAAAAAGACUUGGAGCUGGAGCUGGAGGAGCUGGAGGAAGCAGCAGCGAUGGUGGCGGAGGACGAAGAAGAAGAAAACGAAGCUGAAGAGCAGGGAGCUCCCAAGGGCGCUCCGACAUCCCGCGGUGACAGCAGCGGCGCUUCCAGUGACAGCAGCAGCAGUGGCUCAUCUGAUGAGAGCGAGGAAUCUGAGGCUGAAGGGCAGGGAUGCACCGACUCCAGCAGGAGGGGAGGAGGUGGAGGAGGAGAGACGUCUAAGGACAACCCUCCCCUGCCCCAACCCACCUCCGCUGCCUCUCCCAUCCCCCAGGAGCCGACGAGCACACUCCUCUCGGCGGAGAGAAAAGUGGACGCCCUCCCCGCAGCUUCAGAAAGCACCAGACAGCUGAUCGAGGAGCUGGGGGAGCGGGUGGCAGAGGAGCUGAACGUCUCUCAAGGCUCCAGCUGCAAAGCGGAGAGAAGCCGUUCACAGCUGAGCAGCACUGAAGCAAAGACUGAAGCAACAUCUGUGAGGAGCAGCGGUGGGACUGUGUUAGAGCUGAGUCCUCGUAGAAACCCUCUGCUCAUUGUCCAAACACAGGACCAUCCCGAUGACAGUGGCUUCAUCAGCUAAGAGGAACUGAUGUGGAACUUGAAAGACUCUUAUUAAACUGAAAUGAACUGUUAACUCCAUUCAAGUGUAAGAAAACCUGUUGGACCAUUUUUCUCCUAAUAUUUUUCUUUCUACUUCUGGAAUUUUUCCAAGCUUCUGCUUUGUGCAGCUGGGAUUUUAUUCUUUAACAUUUUUCUAAAGGACUUUAUUUACUGUCUUGAAUUAUAUUAUCUUAAAAGAUGAACUCAAAGCCUCAUUAAAAUCCUUAUUACCUAUUCAUAUGGUUUUUUCCCUCCUUAUUUCAUUGAGGAACACUAACCUCCUUAUUCUGUCUAGUCUAGUCUUAUCUUGACUGUUUUUGUCUUUGCUGCUCUCUUAAUAAAUGAAUUAAUAAUCUAUGCUCCAUGACUAGACUUGAUCCCUCAGCUAUAUUUGAUUUUGUAUGAAUAACUUGAGUUCCUUUUUUGAGUGUAAAACUUCACAACUCCCCAUGUAU